CAGCCCACUCGGCCAGUCUGCGCAGUUUACACACAACUUCCAGGCGAUGUGCGGCUGUUACGGCUUCUGCACCGUCCAUCUCAGGAAAUCCCUCAUAUCCUGAAUGGACACCUCAAUCUCGAAGGACAGGCGUUGUUGGUUUCAAAAAGGGCAUGUUGACUGUAUGGUCAGAAGAGGGAAAGAUACUGCCUAUCACUAUUUUACAGCUGGAGGACAAUCAGGUCUGCCAGACCAAAACUAUAGAGAAAGAAGGGAACGCAGCGCUGCAAAUUGGAGCCAGGGAAGUGAAGAAAAUCCACAAAGUGUCCAUGCCACAGAUAGGCCAUUACAAGCACGCAGGUAAUGGGGUGACCCUGAAGAAGAAACUGCUGGACUUUCGCAUCACACCCGAUGCCACUCUCCCUGUGGGCACUCCCAUCACUGCCGCCCAUUUCGUACCAGGCCAGUUCGUAGACGUCUGCGCUACAUCGAAGGGCAAAGGCUUUCAGGGAGGUAUCAAACGGCAUGGAAUGAACCGUCAACCGGCAACGCACGGAAACUCCAAGUCCCACAGAAAGAUGGGUGGUACCGGAGGUUGCCAGGAUCCUGGACGAGUCUUCCCGGGGAAGCGCAUGCCUGGACAUAUGGGCAAUACCCGCGUGACUAAGCUUAAUCUCCGAGUGUAUCGCGUUGAGCCAAGACACAACGCUAUAUAUGUCAUCGGUGCCGUACCAGGGCAUAAGGAAACGUACGUGCGCAUCACGGACUCGCGUCGUAAAGAGUUUCUGCAGCCCCCGCCUUUCCCAACCCACAUUCCCAGUAUUCAUGGACAGGCUGCGCCCGAAACCACAGCUGAUCUGAACGUGCCGAUUAUGAAGCAGGCGUAGGCAUACACUGGCGCAUUGGGCGAGGACGUGUGUACACGCGACUGUGGGCGUGUAUAUGAAUAAGUGUAUGCGUCGGCGUAAGUAGGAGUGUGUAUGGUAAUAAAUGAUAAAGAGUAUGGUAAUAAAUAAUGAUAUAUGAAAACGCGUAUGUUAAUCGUUCAGGUCGUUUAGUUGCCAUUCACACACCUAUGCGCGUCUCAUUGUGGAGAAGGCCUUUCUGCGGUGCACAAUGAUAGGUCUCCGUUUGUAACGCGGCCAAGGUGGGAGCGAGAUGCCAAGUAGUAUCGGUCAAAGGAAACGAUACCAAUAGAUACUCUUUGAUACACUAGUGCAGGAUGUCUCCUAUAAGUACUACAAAUAUCGAUCACUGUUUGGACUCAAAUAUCAGUCACUGUUUGCAUUCAAAUAUCAGUCACUGUUUGGAUUGCCGCGAGAGCACGAUGCCAUGAGACAACUGCGAAAGAAACAGCCCUCGAUAGAACCUGAUUUGGCGUAAGAGGACUGCACGGGUGCGACAUUGAUUGGUCACCGUUUAUAGCGCGGCCCAUCUAGAAGCGCAAUACAUUGAAGGAAUGGGUAGGGGACGAAGUAUCGGUGGGCUUGCUUUGGCUUAGGAGGACUUCAUCAGUACUACAUUGAUCGGUUUCCGUUUGAAACGCGGUCAAUGCGGAAGCGCAACACUAGCAAUAAAUGUUUAAAG
Sphaeroforma arctica JP610 is the source of this 1566-nucleotide messenger RNA. Its product is annotated as 50S ribosomal protein L3. Gene Ontology annotation, molecular function: structural constituent of ribosome. Gene Ontology annotation, biological process: translation. NCBI's taxonomy places the organism in Eukaryota, Ichthyosporea, Ichthyophonida. Gene Ontology annotation, cellular component: mitochondrial large ribosomal subunit; ribosome. The transcript has 7 exons. Bases 153 to 866 code for a protein of 237 amino acids. The record is from RefSeq and is a predicted model, not a curated record.